Molecule: messenger RNA, 2819 nt
Organism: Saccostrea cuccullata (small rock oyster)
Lineage: Eukaryota; Metazoa; Mollusca; Bivalvia; Ostreida; Ostreidae
Product: RNA cytosine-C(5)-methyltransferase NSUN2-like
Exons: 21
Coding region: 115-2397 (760 amino acids)
Biological process (GO): tRNA methylation
Cellular component (GO): nucleus; cytoplasm
Molecular function (GO): tRNA (cytidine-N5)-methyltransferase activity; tRNA binding
Source: RefSeq, a predicted model, not a curated record
AAUCCCACAUGUGUUUCACUGUUUGCAGCUUGCUUUUAUCAUUCAUGAUUACCAUGCAGUACGCCUGAUGUGACGAACUGUUUUUUACUCAUUAGUAUCCCGUCAUUAGACAUUAUGGGUAGAAGGCGACCAAGGCCAAAUAAAAACAAACGGGAAAGAGAUGGGAAAGGAUAUCAAUCAGCUGUGAAAGAAAACAAGCUGUUUGAGAAGUAUUAUAAAGAACUUGGAAUUGUCCCUGAAGAGGAAUGGGAUGCCUUUAUGAAUUCCCUUCGGGAGCCUCUGCCAAUCACCUUUAGAAUCACAAGCUUUGGUGGGGAAACAGAAGAGUUGAAAAAGUUGGUAAAAACAGAAUACAUCGGAAAGCUUUUAGAAGAGAAGUCAUUGAGUGACAAGCCGAAAGUUGUGUGUUUGCCAUGGUAUCCAGAUGAGCUAGGAUGGCAGUUGAAUUCUUCCAGACAGGAGGUCCGGAAAGAUGCAAGGUUUGAAAAAUUGAAGACAUUUCUUCUUCAGGAAACUGAAAGUGGCAGUAUAAGCCGACAAGAAGCAGUGUCAAUGAUACCCCCAAUGUUGAUGGACGUCAAGCCACAUCACAAGGUUCUAGACAUGUGCGCUGCUCCUGGUUCUAAAACAGCUCAGCUGAUUGAGUAUCUCCACAACACACCAGACAAUGAAUUGCCAGAGGGUUACGUGGUUGCCAAUGAUGUGGACAAUAAACGUUGCUACUUGAUGACUCAUCAGGUCAAAAGAUUAAACAGUCCAUGCUGUGCCAUCAUUAACCAUGAUGCCUCUUAUCUGCCUAAUCUCAGAUAUGGGGAUGGCCCUCGUGAGUUUGUGAAGUAUGAUCGUAUUUUGUGUGACGUCCCUUGUAGUGGAGACGGAACUCUGAGAAAAAAUCAGGACAUCUGGACAAAAUGGACACCAAAUCAAGGAAUCAACUUACAUGGAAUUCAGGCCAAGAUCUUGAAGCGAGGCCUUGACCUGCUGGAGGUCGGAGGUCGUCUGGUGUACUCCACGUGUUCCCUCAACCCAGUGGAAGACGAAGCCGUGAUUGCUGGCAUGUUACAAAAGUGUGAAGGUUCAGUUGAACUGGUGGAUGUAAGUGAGGAAAUUAAGAAUCUCAAAUAUACACCAGGAAUUUCACAAUGGAAGAUGAUGACUAAGGAUGGCAGUCAAUUCUUUAGUGACUAUGAGUCUCUAUCUAAUUACACUCACUUCCAACCCUCCAUGUUCCCCCCUACAAAGGAGGAGAGUGAAAAAUUAAACCUACACAGAUGUAUGAGAGUUUUACCCCAUCAGCAGGACACUGGAGGGUUCUUCAUUGCAGUCUUAAAGAAAAAUUCUACAGUACCAUGGCAACAGAAAAAAACACCAGCAAACACAGAACAGAAAGAACCAAACCAGACAGUAGAGACGAGUACGACAAAUGGCGGGGAGACAAAGGAGGCGACGACUGAGGACAGUAAUCCUCCAGGGAUGGAGACGGAAGACGGGGGAACGAAGAAGAGGUUGGCAGAGGAGGAGGAAGAUCUAAACCCCAAACCGUCUAAACAGGUGUCUCGGAGACUGCACGGAUACAAAGAGGAUCCUUACAUCUUCCUGGAGGACAAUGACCCCAUGUGGGGCCCCAUCAAGAAUUUUUACGGGAUUCCUGAUGAUUUCCCGAGGAAUCAGAUAAUGUACCGAGCUGAGAAUAGUCAGAGGAGAACUCUGUAUUACGUGUCAUCCGCCAUCAGAGAUCUGGUCCGCAGGAACAACGACAGAAUCAAAUUUAUCAAUCUGGGGGUGAAAGUCUUUGGUAGGAGUAAAUCCCCGCUGGUUCCAGACUGUGAUUAUAGAAUUGCUCAGGAGGGUCUGGUGACAAUGAGGAACCUGCUCACAAAGAGGUCAGUUGUCCUGACAAGAGAUGACUUCAUUCUGGCCAUGACCAAGGAGAACCCAAUGUUUAAAGACUUCUCAUUGGACGGGAGCCAGAAGUUUCAUAAAAUGGAUACUGGAAGCAUAGUACUUCUAUACAAAGGAUCAGAUAGUGCGACUCGGCCGGCCUGUGAUCUGGUGAUUUGUGGAUGGAGAGGGAAGACUUCUGUCAGAGCCUUCAUUAACAGCGGACUCAGAUUCCAUUACUUAAGGCUGUUCAGUGAAAAGCUGGCCGAGGACUUGGCAAUCCAAUUGGAAGAAAAGAAGCAACAGAAAAAAGAUAAAGAAAAGGCCACAGAAGAUGAUGAACCCAUAGAAGGUGAUCCAACAGGAAACCAGGAGGGGGAUCAAGGAGAGGUGGAAUCAGAGGCAACCAGGGCUGAGGAGAUGGAGGAGGGUGAAGGCGAGGAUAAUGUCGAGGGUUGUGACAAUGACAAUGAUACUAGGACGACAGACAACCAGAUAGACGAGUGUGGGACCUGAGCUUCUGAAGGCAGGAUGGAAAUGUUGUCUUAUGAAUAUUACUAGGAAGAAUCAGAAUUUAUGAUGAAGAAUCAUGUAUUCUUCAAAAUGUGUUAUGAGAAAACAGUCAAAAUUGAAUACUGAAUGAAUUGUCUCAAAGAGUAAAGCAGUGUAAUGCUUUUGUUUUCCAUCAGCUUUGUGAAAAUUGUUCUUUAGAGGUUAACAUAAAAAUAUAGUGACACUUAAGAUCUGAGUCCAGGUAAUGAUAUAGUAGAAGAAAUUUUAUAUCUUUCGAAAAUAUAAUUAAUAUGAGAGGUAUUCAACACAUUUAUGAUAUUAACGUGACAGGAAUUUCUGCUUGGUUAAGCAAUUUAUAUCAAAUUCAGAAUUGAGUAUUCUAAAAUGUGUGAAAAGAUUACCUCACAUUAAAUCUCAAAACAGUU